AUGGCGAUACGAUGGCUGGAAGCUCAUGUGAGGGAGAACAUAAGACAGGAGGCACCAACGCGGGAACAAUUGCAGAAAUUGGAUUGUCUAAAAGAUUUAGAUCUUUUUGAGACAACGUGCAAGAUUCUGAACAUUUCUAUGGAAGUAAAAAAGAUAUGGGCAAGAAAACGACUGAUGCCAUGGUUUAGAGCCAACAUGACUGCAUGGUUGUACGAGUAUGCAAAAAAGCAAAUGUCGAAGCACGGCAGAGUGAACAGCGGGUAUCAGCUUGACAUUGGGGCAGGAGCUAUCGAGCGAGCUUUCGUGACUCAUCGAAAUGCCGUGACCACCGCGGUGAAGAGAAUUUCCAGGACAAAUAAAAUGGAGUUUACCAAUGAUUUCACAGAUAUUCUUGGCGUUGAAGGUACGAAAUUGCAAGGUUCGCAUUUGCAGUCAGUGCUCAAUGAUGAAAAGAAGAAGAAACCAAAAAAGGUGAAUAAACUUCCAGCUCCAAAUCAGUUCAAAAAACCUGAAGGAAUGGCUAGGGAGCUUUUUAAUUUACUACGAGAUGGGUCGACUGGAUCGCUAGCCCAAAACCAAUCUGGAAUACCUUUGGAUAAAUCACCAUUGAUACAGGCUGACACCAAGUUGGGCUACAAGUUGACUAAGGCUAAAAUGAGCAAGUUUCAUCCCAGAGCUUGGAAACAAACUCCGUUUGCAAUUCCAAUGAGGGACGACGGAAUUGUGUUUUUUCACUGGAAGCGUGAAUGUGACGGAACAGGAGAGUCGCAAUUUGCGAGAUUCAAUAAGCAUGUAAAUAAUCCAUCGUAUACAUCUGUAGAAUAUGCUCAGUAUUUAAAUGAUUCAAGCUGGAGCGAAGAGGAAACGGCACAUUUAAUGGAUCUUUGUAAUCAGUUCGACACUCGUUUUAUCAUAAUCCAAGACAGAUAUGACUCCGACAAAUUUAGACAUAGGUCGAUUGAGGAUCUGAAAGAGCGGUAUUACAACAUAGUCGCAACGCUGCAGCACGUGAGAUCUGGGAAUACAGGAGAGCCUCCAAAGUUAUAUGAUGCGGCUCAUGAGCGGAAACGAAAAGAGCAACUGGAAAGGCUUUGGAACCGAACACCAGAAGAGGUAAAAGAAGAAGAGAGGCUGGUUGAAGAACUGAAGAAAAUUGAAACCCGGAAGCGUGAAAGGGAAAAGAAAGCACAGGACUUGCAAAAGCUCAUCAGUGCUGUAGAUAGCCGUCCGAAGUCUCAGCCUUCGCAAUUAAAUAAAAAUAAAUCAGUUUUUAAGGACAGUUCGCAAAAGAAAACACUACAGAUUUCAUCAGCAGUACCAAUAACAAAGAAGAGAGAGGGCACAUCGAGGUAUUUCCAAAGCUCUGGAAUCUAA
Molecule: messenger RNA, 1374 nt
Organism: Symsagittifera roscoffensis
Lineage: Eukaryota; Metazoa; Xenacoelomorpha; Acoela; Convolutidae
Product: DNA methyltransferase 1-associated protein 1-like
Exons: 2
Coding region: 1-1374 (457 amino acids)
Biological process (GO): negative regulation of transcription by RNA polymerase II; chromatin remodeling; DNA repair
Cellular component (GO): NuA4 histone acetyltransferase complex; nucleus; Swr1 complex
Molecular function (GO): transcription corepressor activity
Source: RefSeq, a predicted model, not a curated record